UCUCUCUCAUUUCAUCGUCAUCAUCAUUCAUCAUCGUCUUUUGUUUGUUUUCUCCUAACGUUUCUCUUCCUUCGAGCAAAUCUCCAAACUCUUUUUUUCACCAGCAAAAAAAAAAAAAACCAAACUAUCCCCUAGAGAGAAGUUUUAGUCUUGUUGUCGCGAUGUCGGACUCUGGUUCUCACAAGUCCGCCACAAAACCUUCCCUUUUCGGACUAAACCUCUACUUAGUCAUCGCGAUUUGUUCUGUUUUCGUACUCUUGAUCUCAGUCCUCGUCUUCCUCUUCGUCUGCUUGAACCGCGUCUCACGCGCUCGUAGAAUGCGCGUGAAACACAGCUCCGGCUCGAUCCCGCUCGUCUCCAAGGAGAUAUCGGAGAUCAAGACUGUCGGAAAGUUUAUAAACUCCGACGAUUCCAAGGGUAAAAUCGUAAACGAAGCUGUCGUGGUUUCCGCAUCAAGCAAAGAAGCGACGAGUGGUGGGUUUGACACUUUGUCGGUGGCUUCUAGCGGUGACGUUGGUCCCGAGGUGAUGGGAUGGGGAAGAUGGUAUAGCUUGAAAGAUCUGGAGAUUGCGACGCGUGGCUUCUCUGAUGAGAACGUCAUCGGUGAAGGAGGUUACGGUAUCGUUUAUAGAGCUGAUUUCUCCGACGGUUCCGUCGCCGCUGUCAAGAAUCUCCUUAACAACAAGGGUCAGGCAGAGAAAGAGUUCAAAGUUGAGGUAGAAGCUAUUGGAAAAGUAAGACAUAAGAACUUGGUUGGUCUGAUGGGAUAUUGUGCUGACACUGCUCAAAGGAUGCUUGUGUAUGAAUAUAUUGAUAAUGGAAACUUGGAGCAGUGGCUGCACGGUGAUGUAGGUCCUGUUAGUCCUCUGACAUGGGAUAUCCGCAUGAAGAUUGCUAUUGGAACAGCAAAAGGAUUAGCCUAUUUGCAUGAAGGGCUUGAACCUAAGGUUGUGCACCGUGAUGUGAAGUCUAGUAACAUCUUGCUCGAUAGGAAAUGGAACGCGAAAGUGUCUGACUUUGGUUUGGCCAAGUUAUUAGGAUCUGAAGCAAGCUAUGUGACAACUCGUGUUAUGGGAACUUUUGGAUAUGUUUCACCAGAAUAUGCAAGUACCGGUAUGCUCAAUGAGUGUAGUGAUGUCUACAGCUUUGGUGUUUUGCUCAUGGAGAUGAUUACAGGAAGAAGUCCGGUCGAUUAUUCAAGACCGCCUGGCGAGAUGAACUUGGUGGAUUGGUUUAAAGGAAUGGUUGCAAGUAGACGUGGAGAAGAAAUUAUAGACCCUAAAAUCAAGACUGCACCACCUCCAAGAGCUCUGAAAAGAACUUUGCUAGUUUGUUUGCGUUGCAUAGACCUUGAUGCUAGUAAACGACCAAAGAUGGGACAAAUCAUUCACAUGCUUGAAGCUGAAGAUUUCCCUUUCCGUCCUGAACACAGAUCAAACCAGGAAAGAUUGACAGAGAAAGCUUCUAUGGCAAACAAGAAUGUCUAUCACGGUUGAGAGUUGAUGCUUUUCACAUUCCACGGCCACAAAUUGAUAGAUGUUUCCAUGUUUGUUAAUUCUUAUAUUGAUGAUUGAUAUGCUAAAAGAAAAAUUGGAAAAGUGAGAUUAGAUAUAUGAGGGAGCAAUUCAGGAUUAAGGCUUGUAAUUUGUAUAUAUCAUAUAUAUAUGUAUGUAUGUAUAAUAAAAUAGUGAAACUCAUAAGAAUGUUACAUGUCUUCUCUUUUGGUGCCUA
Messenger RNA from Capsella rubella, 1731 nucleotides. RefSeq names its product probable receptor-like serine/threonine-protein kinase At4g34500. The coding region runs from base 162 to 1496 and encodes 444 amino acids. The record is from RefSeq and is a predicted model, not a curated record. Gene Ontology annotation, molecular function: ATP binding; protein kinase activity. The transcript is spliced from 7 exons. NCBI's taxonomy places the organism in Eukaryota, Viridiplantae, Streptophyta, Magnoliopsida, Brassicales, Brassicaceae. Gene Ontology annotation, biological process: protein phosphorylation.